AUGAGGGCAACAAUACUCUUCAUGUGCUUUGGCUUUGUGCUAGCUCAGCCGUUUAGCAUUCAAGUGCAGCCGCGUGAAGAAGCCGAGCAAGGCAAAAAUGCUGGAUCCGGGCUUCUCUCGAAGUUCAUAACUAAUAUGGGUAAUACAAUGCAGAAAAUUCAGCAAGAUUUCUCUGCUGCGGUCCAGCCUAAAAAUCCGGACGUCCCAACAGUUGUUCAAGAACCAGUAGUAGAGGAUGGACAACCGCAGGUUGAUCAAGAACCAGUAGUAGAGGAUGGACAACCGCAGGUACAAACACCACAAUCUGGAUUCAUCCAAGGCAUGCAGAACUUCAUGCCAGAAUUUAUCUCGAAGAUAAAGGAAAUUCCAAAUUCGUUUUCCUUCCUACCACAAAAUGGAGUGAAUCCCUUAGAAACUUUCUUUGGCAACGUGAGCAAAGAAGGACUGGAGGAACUUAAGGAUAUGGCAAAAAACGCUUCCAAAUACACUAUCAAUGAGAUGAAACAGAAAAUGGGAGAUUGGGCAAACAAAUACGGUGUAAAGGAGGAAUUCAACAAUAUUGUACUCGAACGCGAAUCGAAUAAAACCGAACUUGCAGCAAAAGCUACUAUGAUGGUCAACAAAUUGCCUAUGGCUUUCCAGGAACUGCUAGGAUAUAUGUUAAACGGGGAUCAAACGAUACCAGAAAUGAUAAAUUCGACUCAUGCUUGCUUCCAAUCUAUGGAUCCUCCUACUAAACGUUCCAUUCCUCACCACUUCAAUGGUGAAAGUCCUCUGGGUGAUCUAAACAGAUUCAGAAGACACGGUAACCACCAUGGAAUUCUCCAUCAUCCAAUGAUAGCUGCUGUUGAAGAAUCCGAAAGUGGUAUGGUACAUACUGCUGUGGAGAAGGAUGAGAAUGUGGAGAAGAAGGUGAAAAAGACUACAACAGUCAAGCCAACAACGAAGAAAGCUAAGAAAAAUUGA
This is a messenger RNA of Strongylus vulgaris, 966 nucleotides long. Lineage: Eukaryota; Metazoa; Nematoda; Chromadorea; Rhabditida; Strongylidae. The record is from the annotation of a GenBank genome assembly.